Messenger RNA from Molossus molossus (Pallas's mastiff bat), 5454 nucleotides. It is a transcript of the gene TMOD3, whose product is annotated as tropomodulin 3. The record is from RefSeq and is a predicted model, not a curated record. The coding region runs from base 320 to 1378 and encodes 352 amino acids. Gene Ontology annotation, cellular component: striated muscle thin filament; myofibril. The transcript has 11 exons. Gene Ontology annotation, biological process: pointed-end actin filament capping; muscle contraction; myofibril assembly. NCBI's taxonomy places the organism in Eukaryota, Metazoa, Chordata, Mammalia, Chiroptera, Molossidae. Gene Ontology annotation, molecular function: tropomyosin binding.
AGCCGCACAGACAGCGCGGUCGAGUUGGGGGUGCUGCUGGCGUGCGGAUCCGGCAACUCCCUGGGAGGCAGACGUAGGCAGACCAGCGGGUGCUAGGAACCGAGCUGCAGGCAGUCCCCGCGGGUCCGUGAAAGAGUCGGUGGCCUCGGCGGGCGCCGGUCAGUAAGUGCUUGCCCUCAAAGUCCUCACAACUAUGGAGAAGAUAGAUAUUUGCACAAUUGAUUAUACUAUGGUGAGAUAAAUGUUCACGAAGAUUUAAGAAAAACUAGAAAUCAAUUCUGGCUACGUUGAAUAGCAAAAGCAAGUGACACUGCAAACCAUGGCACUACCAUUCCGGAAGGACUUAGAAAAGUACAAGGACCUGGAUGAAGAUGAGCUUCUUGGGAAUCUAUCAGAAAUAGAACUGAAACAACUGGAAACUGUUCUGGAUGAUCUUGACCCCGAGAAUGCCCUUCUGCCUGCAGGUUUCCGGCAGAAGAACCAGACUUCAAAGUCUGCCACGGGGCCGUUUGACAGAGAACACCUCCUGUCAUAUCUGGAGAAGGAAGCUUUGGAGCAGAAGGACCGGGAAGACUAUGUGCCCUACACUGGAGAAAAAAAAGGGAAAAUAUUUAUCCCUAAACAGAAACCCAUACAGACUUUCACAGAAGAAAAAAUCUCUCUUGAUCCAGAAUUAGAAGAAGCUUUGACAAGUGCUUCUGAUACAGAAUUGUGUGACCUCGCAGCUAUUCUUGGGAUGCACAAUUUGAUAACGAAUACACAGUUCUGUAAUAUAGUGGGAAGUAGUAAUGGUGUCGAUCAAGAACAUUUUUCAAAUGUGGUAAAAGGUGAAAAGAUCCUCCCAGUAUUUGAUGAGCCACCAAAUCCAACCAACGUUGAAGAGAGUUUAAAGAGAAUUAAAGAAAACGAUGUUCGUCUUAUUGAAGUUAAUUUGAAUAAUAUAAAGAAUAUUCCGAUUCCAACCCUAAAAGAUUUUGCGAAGGCUUUGGAAACCAACACACAUGUGAAAUGUUUAAGUCUUGCAGCCACACGGAGCAAUGAUCCUGUUGCAAUUGCUUUUGCAGAUAUGCUGAGAGUGAACAAAAAUUUGAAGAGCUUAAAUAUGGAGUCCAACUUUAUUACAGGAGCUGGGGUUCUGGCACUGAUUGAUGCUUUAAGAGAUAAUGAGACCCUGACAGAGCUCAAGAUCGACAAUCAGAGGCAGCAGUUGGGGACGGCUGUAGAAUUGGAAAUGGCCAAGAUGCUUGAGGAAAAUACAAAUAUCCUUAAGUUUGGAUAUCAGUUUACACAGCAGGGACCCCGAACCAGGGCAGCUAAUGCUAUAACGAAAAACAAUGACUUAGUUCGCAAGAGACGAGUUGAAGGAGACCACCAGUAAGUCCACCAAGGUACAACCUUUGGAAGACUUCGAAAGGUCAAGGACUCAUGUUGGCGAUAUCAGAUAUAAAAUUUUCCUGGGUAGGAGGGAAAAGACUGGAAAUCUUUCUUUGUUUUUUUUUUUUUUAAAUAUAUAUUUUUUCUAGUUUAAGUUACCAGUUUCAAAUUGUAAAAUCAAUAGUAGGUAAUAUUUUAUAUUUUAAAACAUUAUUUCUGCUUUCUGUUAAAAUCAGUUUUAAUUUAGCUUAAUUGAGGGGUUUAUGAUGAGUCUUGGUUUUUAAAAAAAACCACAAUUACAAGAAAGUUUAGGAAUUCACUUAUGUAGAAUAAUAUGAACAUUUUAAGGACCAAUCUCUUUUUUAGAUCAAAAAGGGACGUUGCUGAUCAGGAGUGCACCUUGUCGGUACAAGGCACUUCGAAGCUUCCGAUUGCAGGAUGCGAAAAGUUUGUCGUGUUUUAGAGCACAUGAACUUGGCAAGAGUGUGCUUUUUGCUUCUGUCAAGAAAGCACAAUGCCAGAAUUUUAAAACAGGUGACUCAAAACCUAGUCCUGUUUAGAAGUAGAAGCAGAUCUCUAGGAGGAAGAAAUGCAGUCCAGGUUACUGCAUUACUUGUCUGGUGUGUCUCAGCAACAUGUCAAGUUUUAAAAGAAUAUUAUGUCUAAACUUAUUACAGUUUUUCAUUUUAAUAAGGUGGACAUUAUUAAAGUUUUGUGAAAGCCCCAUAGUAAAAAGCAUCUGAGUAGGAAAGCUAUUUUCUUUCUUGUAAAAGGCAUAUAAGCAACUCUAGGUUAUUUAGGGUAAAAGAAAAAAGAAAGCUAUUGUUUACAGUAAACAUGAUGGAGGUGAAGUCUGAGGAUCAUGCAAAACGGUCAUUCAUACUGAUGGUUACUGUAAAGGAAAUUGGAAACGGCUUGCCUGUGAAUCCAGUGUUGCACAGCACAGUGAGAAAUUCCAUAACGGUAUUUAAUCAUCACUCACUACGCAUUUUCCAACCAGUAAGGAAAGCUCUUCUUCAUAAAUCCAGUGUUUAUCCUUUCAUCUUGUAUAUUUUUAUCCAUAUUGUGUAAAAGUAAUUUCUCAUAACAAAAGUUGUUUUCCUGUUACUCAGAGGAUCAGAGCAAACAAUUAAACAGUGCACUGUGGUGGGAAAAAUGACGCAGACUGCCAGGGCGACAGAGGGCUUAGACUGUCCCUGCCCUGCUUCAGGGCAGCCUCCGAGCGGGAGACCACAGGCGGCACAGCUCCGAAGGCAGGGUCAGAGCCGGCCGAGCAGCCCCGGCCGAGCAGCCCCGGCCUCGGAAGUUCUGGCCUGGCUCAGUCAUAUACAGGGAGAUUUUUCUCAAGGGAAGAAUCUCAUUUCAGAGGAGCAGAGAGGUCUGUUGUUAUUUUUUUAAUUGAAUUACAAAAUAUCUCCUCCUUUGGCUUAGGGUGGACAGUUUAUCCAGUGAGCUAGGCAGCUUCUUGUGUACUGUGGUAAUAAGCCUUCUUAACAGGGUGUUUGUUUCUUUAACUCAGUAUCCAAUAUUUUAAAGGGGCCGAAGAUUGACUUUGCACUAUUUCCUUUCAGUUAUAGGCUCUGAUUUUUUUUUUUAAUCUCUCUCCUUCUCAUAUACAACUGUGGAAAUGUACUUGAUUUUAAAGACUGCGCGGCUCCAGCAGGGCGGGCAGCCAGCCUGGAGCAGGUGAAUAAGGCUGCCGUUACCUCGCAGCAGCCUGUAGGUCAGUGCAUUGAAAAGCAUGUUCUGUUUAACAUGGGUAGGCGAGACCGUACCUGAAAUUGUAUAUUGUACUUAUGGGUAAUAUCUUGAGUAUGAAGAAGUUGGGUGUUUGGCUUAUACCAUUCUAGUCUUGAGCUACAAUAAUUCAUUAUAUAAUUGAAGAAAAGAGUUCUUCAUAAAUAACUUUAAAGGUAACAUUCAUCUGAUUGAAUACAGAAAAAUCUUUCAAGAAUUGUAAUCACAGGGGAGAAAACUGCUGUUUACUUUGAUCUUUAAAAAUCUGGCACCCCAGCCCGGCCGGUGUGGCUCAGUGAAUUGAGUGUCGUCCCAUGGACUGAGAGGUCCCUGUUUGAUUCCCAGUCGUGGCAUGUGCUCAGGAUUUCGGGUUUGGUCCCCCGUAGGGGGUGGACAGGAGGCAGCCCAUCAACGUUUCUCUCUCACUUUGAUGCUUCCUUCCUCUCUCUCAAAAAAAAAAAUCAAUAAAAACAUUUUUUUUUAAUCUGGCACCUCUUAUCCUUUUAUUAACUUUUGGAAUUUCUACAUUGCUCCAAAAUUUUGUACUAGAUUAGGCUUGUGAAGUAAUCUUGAUUUUUAAACCAAAGAUGUUAUAAGACCUUAAGUUUUGCAGUCUAACCAACUGAAACGUAUUUGGUUAUCUAAUCAAAGAAUAUUCUUUGCAGUUUUAAAUUGCUGUUUUUUAAAAGCUUUAACUCCCCAUUUUAUAAAAUUUUAUAUUCGUAUUUGUCCAAAGUUCUAAUUUUUCUAGUAUGUUUACAUGAAAUUGUAUUUUUAAAAUAUUAAUUACUAAUGUUGAUUUUAUUAAAAUGGAUUUUGGUGCUAUGUACUUGUAGCUAGUAGAAGUCUAAAGUAUAGGAGAAGUGCAUUUUCUAAGAAUGCCUGUCAUUUAAAGGACCAAAUAAACACUUUGUGUUUUAAAAAAUUGGCAGAUUAUUAGAUUUCAAGGAGAAAUAGCUCGAUCAUUAAAUUGCAAUUGAAUGAAAUAACCCACAUAUUUGCUUUGUGCAGUAGGUGCACUCUGAAAAAGUUACAUGUAAACAACUUUGUAAAUUGUUUUUCUAUUUACAAUAUCUGAUGUGUUUUCAUUAAAAAGGGGGAGUCCGUGGUAUUAAAAAAAUUAUAAAAGAAAAAUGUUUAGAUAAAAUGUUAGUCAUGUUCUAUUACUCAUUAUAUUUAACUCUUGCUAUCAUUAAAAUAAGAUGAAAAGAUUCAUGAGGUUUCAGAAAACUUGAUCAUUUUGGCUCUGUUCCCAGGGCUGCCUCACUUACUCCUUGUCAGACAGGAACCACCUACCCUCCAGCAGCAGGGGGAGGGUGCGUCCCGAGCCGCAGCAACCCCGCCUCUGCCAGCUCCGUGCUGCCACCUUGCUCCUUCUAGCAAGACCGCUCCACUUUUUAAAAUAACAUUCCCAGUUUCAGUAAGAUAUAGUUGACAUAGAACAUUGUGUUAAAGUUAUACAACAUAAUGAUUUAGUAUAUGAAUAUAGUAAGACAUGAUCACCACAAUGUUUGGUUAACACCCAUCACUUCACAUAGUUAAAAAGCAUUUUUUCUUUGUGAUGAGAAAUUUUAAGAUGUACUCUUUUAGCAACUUUCAAAUAUAUGAUACAGUAUUGUUAACUGUAGUCACCAUGUUGUCCAUUGCAUCCCAGGACUCAGUCAUGUUAUAACUGAAGUGUGACCUUCACCCAUUUCCUUCAUGCUCACCCCUGCCUCUGACAACCACCAGUCUGUUCUUUGUUUCUGUGAGUUCAGGGUUUUUUUGAUCCUCACAUAAGUGAGAUCAUACAGUAUUUGUCUUUCUCUGUCUGACUGACUACUUAGCACACACACUGCCCUCAAGGCCACUUCACUUCUGAAUAGUAUGAACCGAAGACGUGGCCCCCACGAACACUCAACACGGCUGUGCCGAGCAGCUCCCGUCGCUGCCUCGGACACGGGGCCCUUUUAGAUUUGUCUGCUUAAAAAUGUUUUAAAAAAAAAUUGGCGCAUAUGCUUGAACACACACAUUGAAUAAAAAUCUUUGUAAUUUUAAAUAAUGCCCACUUUAUAUAUUUAGUCUUUUGGAUGAAUUGUAUUUGGUUUUAGUUAUGUGUAAAAGCUUGAAAAGUACCUUGUUACAAUGCAUCAUUUUUUGUCACAUCAAAUAGGUAUUUAAACACAUUUUUAAUGCUAAAAUAUCCGAAAUGCUGUAGAUGUUUUAUUUUUUCAAUUUUUAUAAAUAUAGACAUGUUAAAUUUUUUAUAAUACGGAUGUCUAAAUAUUAUGAAACAUUAUCAACCUGGUUCAUAAUGGCACAGUGAAGUUUCAUUUGAAGAAUAUGUACUAUAGGCAUUUAGAA